Molecule: messenger RNA, 687 nt
Organism: Microdochium trichocladiopsis
Lineage: Eukaryota; Fungi; Ascomycota; Sordariomycetes; Xylariales; Microdochiaceae
Exons: 1
Source: RefSeq, a predicted model, not a curated record
CUGACUGACCCGAGGGCGUGGUCGGCCGCCACCACCACCACCACCACCCCAUGCACGCAUAUAUGCAAGCAUGCAUGCUCUCUCUCUCUCUCUCACUCUCUUACCCAUCCAUAUCCAUAAAGCCGCUGCACGCAUGUACGUACGUCUCGCGGAACAUGCCAGCGUCCAGCUUACACGCAGUUCAACCCACCGCCGCCAUAAGCCUACCUAGCCUUUUGUUGCUUCGGGCCUUUUGCAUGGCGCGCGCGCGCAGAGUAGGGUCGACAAAAGGCGCUCGCAUAAAUUGCAUGCACGGAGUGGACUACCAUGCGGAUGCUUGCAGCUACAGUAUUAAUUACUACUGCUGCUUUGCUUGCGGUGGUGUAACACAGACAACGCCUCCUCACGGGCGCAGCCGCCGCAGCAUGGUUGCCUUGUCAGACAGGCGGCUUGUAUCACGCACUCACGCACCACGAUCCAGCGACAACAACAACAAAAACAAAAACAUCAAAAACGCCCUGAGAGAUAUUUUUGCCCCCCCCCCGGCGCGGCGCCCGAGGAGGGUAACGCUGGGUGGCUGGGUGGCUGGGUGGCCCCAAAGUAGCGCCCGGGCAUCGGCUGCGGCCACUGGUGAAAGGCGGACUGGAUGUAAGGUCUCGGACCAAACGUGCAUUGCAUGUAUGUAGACAGACAGACAGACAGACAGAC